This is a messenger RNA of Penicillium cataractarum, 762 nucleotides long. RefSeq names its product SDR family NAD(P)-dependent oxidoreductase. The record is from RefSeq and is a predicted model, not a curated record. The coding region runs from base 1 to 762 and encodes 253 amino acids. The transcript has 2 exons. Lineage: Eukaryota; Fungi; Ascomycota; Eurotiomycetes; Eurotiales; Aspergillaceae.
AUGACUUCUUCCAUUGCGAACAUGAAUUAUGCCAUUAUUGGAGGUGCCUCAGGCAUGGGACUCGCAACAGUUCACACACUCCUCGCACGAGGCGCUAAGGUUGCUGUAUGCGAUAUCUCUGAAAAGAAUCUGGAGGCGUUACUUGCUAGGCUCUCUAUGAAGGAUUCAUCCAAGUGCUUCACCAAGACUGUCGACGUCACAGAUCGCUCUGCCAUUGACUGCUUCUUCCUCGAGGCCAAGGAGCGUUUUGGGAGCAUCAACGGCAUCGCCAAUUUUGCCGGUACUGGCGGCCAUGGCUUAGGUACAGAGGCUGUCUGGCAGACAAGCGAGGAUGAAUAUAACUUCAUCAUGAACUUGAACGUUAAGGGACUGUUCAACGUGCUCUCCUCUGCACUAGUUCCUGGCUUUCUAGCGGAGCAUGCAAGUGUGGUUCAUAUCGGCAGCAUCUUCUCCCAGAAAGGAUUCUUGAACGGGGCCGUUUUUGCAGCCUCAAAGCAUGCAGCUUUGGGAAUGGUUCGAAGUGCAGCAAAAGAGACUGGGAGCCGGGUGAGGGUCAAUUGUGUGUUACCUGGUGUUAUUGACACCCCCAUGCAUCGAGCAAAUCUUGAGCGCGUCAAGAAUUUCACCCCAACUCCGGCAACCCCAAUUCCUCGGGAUGGUAAUGCGCAAGAGGUUGCCAAUGUCGUUGCUUUCUUGCUUAGUGAAGAAAGUAGCUUUGUGACAGGAGAUGCCUGGAAUGUGGACGGAGGCGCAAAUGCAUAG